This is a messenger RNA of Phaeodactylum tricornutum CCAP 1055/1, 234 nucleotides long. RefSeq lists its product with no specific name. Gene Ontology annotation, biological process: translation. Gene Ontology annotation, molecular function: structural constituent of ribosome. The annotation marks the transcript as partial. Gene Ontology annotation, cellular component: ribosome. The record is from RefSeq and is a predicted model, not a curated record. The transcript has a single exon. NCBI's taxonomy places the organism in Eukaryota, Bacillariophyta, Bacillariophyceae, Surirellales, Neidiaceae.
GAAGCCGCUCCGGCGGCCAAGACCGUGUUUGAUUUGAAACUCGUUGGAUACGACGCCAAGGCCAAGAUCAAAGUGAUCAAGGAAGUUCGGUCGAUUGCCGGAUUGGGACUGAAAGAAGCCAAAGAAUUGGUGGAAGGUGCUCCGAAAACCAUACAAAAGGAUCUCAAGCCGGAACUAGCGGAAGAACUCAAGGCCAAACUGGAAGAAAUUGGUGCCCAAGUGGAACUGGUAUAA